Molecule: messenger RNA, 3154 nt
Organism: Melanotaenia boesemani (Boeseman's rainbowfish)
Lineage: Eukaryota; Metazoa; Chordata; Actinopteri; Atheriniformes; Melanotaeniidae
Gene: adora1b
Product: adenosine A1 receptor b
Exons: 2
Coding region: 522-1661 (379 amino acids)
Biological process (GO): G protein-coupled adenosine receptor signaling pathway
Cellular component (GO): synapse; dendrite; membrane
Molecular function (GO): G protein-coupled adenosine receptor activity
Source: RefSeq, a predicted model, not a curated record
AGAGAGAGAGAGAGAGAGUGUGAAAGAGAGAGUGAGUGUCUGUCUUCGCAUAAGCUGCAACUGUGCACGUUUCUUCUGACGGAACGUAUUUGCAGUGUUAAAGCCUGCUAUGUAGAAGUACAAAUCGAAGCUGACGACCACGAAGCGCCCUCCUGAAGAAAUCGCAGCGCGUGGAAAGGAUGCUGCGCUCACAAGAAGCAGGUGUAUCCAGCCCAGUGAAGGAGGAAAGGGGAACAGAGCAGGACCACAACGAUUACUCCAAACGAAAACUCUUCUGUUUCAGCUGCUGGUUAACGCGCCUCUUUUCUUCAUAGUAACCGGAUAUUUUUUCCUCCGAUUUAUAGCAGGUGACAAGGAGAAUGAGGACGCUAUGAAGCUGAUAAAAGCACAGCUCAUUUGGAAAACACUGUAGAGCCAAAAGAAUAAUAAUAAUAAUAAUAAAUUGGAACCUCUGUUGGCUUCUCACAGCUGCUAAACUGAAAUAACCACUUUUCAAGGAGAUCGGUUAAUUAUCAGCAAGGAUGACUGGAACACUUUUAUCGGCGGAGUCACUCUACAUAGGGAUGGAGGUGGUGAUUGCUCUCGCCUCUGUGAUCGGGAACGUGAUGGUGGUUUGGGCGGUGAAAAUUAAUAAAUCCUUGCGAGAUACCACGUUUUGUUUCAUAGUCUCUUUGGCUCUGGCGGAUAUUGCAGUGGGAGCGCUCGUCAUCCCUUUGGCUAUCACCAUCAGCAUCGGACUUAAAACUCACUUUUACAGCUGCCUGCUCGUCGCGUGCACUGUGCUGGUGCUGACUCAAAGUUCAAUCCUGGCCCUGCUGGCUAUCGCGAUUGACCGCUAUCUUAGGGUCAAGAUCCCGACCAGGUACAAGCGAGUGGUGACCCCUCGACGAGCCGGCCUGGCCGUGGUGAUAUGCUGGACAGUGUCUUUCAUUGUGGGGCUCACACCCAUGUUAGGCUGGAACAACCUCAAGCGCCUCCAGCAGAAUGGCUCCAUCAGUGCAGACCUUAUCAUCAUCUGCCAGUUUGAAAACGUUAUCAGCAUGGACUACAUGGUCUACUUUAACUUUUUUGGCUGGGUUCUGCCGCCACUGCUGCUAAUGCUGGUCAUUUAUGCAGAAAUCUUCUACAUGAUCCACAAGCAGCUGAACAAUAAGAAACUCAAUACCACUCACUCAGAUCCCAACAAGUACUAUGACAAAGAAUUAAAUCUUGCCAAGUCUCUGGCUCUGGUCCUUUUUCUCUUUGCCAUCAGUUGGCUCCCCCUCCACAUCAUCAACUGUAUCACGCUCUUCUGUCCCGAGUGCAAUAAGCCCAUCGUCCUCCUCUAUAUUGCCAUCCUGCUCACACACGGCAACUCUGCUGUCAACCCAAUCGUCUACGCUUUCCGCAUUAAGAAGUUCCGCUCAGCCUUUCAGAAAAUCUGGCAGCAAUACUUCUGUUGUAAAGACACACCGGCUUUGGAUUUCCAGCACAGUGACAGGAAGGAGAUGCCCAAUCUGAUGCCACUGCAGACAACGCCUCUCGAGGCCACUCAGAUGGAGAACCUUAAAUUGAAUUCACCACAACAGCAGCCUCCAUCUGAGCCACAGGAGGACCAGAAGACUCAAACACCUCAACAAACUAAUGAACAUCCGCCAUUACUGGAGCAGAACACAGUCUAAGUGAAGGAAACGCUCUGAUGGCUUGAGAAGUAACGCUCAGUGCACAAUCAGCCUCAUGAGAAGCAUGAAUUGCUACACAGGGCAGCAAUGUCUUGCUGACUGAGGCGACCUGGAACACCGGUAAUUAAUUUAUCUUUCCUCAGGUGGAAUGUGUUCAUUCAAAGUUUUAUCAGAGUGCAAAAUGAAAAAAGUAGGGAGGAUACAGAUAAACUGGCAAUAAUGGAAACCAUUUGACUGUGUUUAUGUUAGACACAGACUGGAAACAUUAAACUUAACUGUUUUAUACAUAAUGGUGAAACAGUUGGUGUGUUAUUGUGAUUGGUCAGUAUCAGAUAUAAAAGUUACAACUGGCUUGAGUAUAAAUUCAAUAGAGCAGGGUAAUCUUACUACUGUAAUACUAUGUAUGUUUAAACUGACAGUGGCAAAAUAAUAUGAAUGUAAUCAUGUAAAUGUGAUUCUGUAGCAGCACAGCUGUGAAUCCUCAUUUUUUCAUCGGGGUCUUAAUUGCACAACAAUGUGUAGAGGAAAGCAGCACUACAGGAGAGAUUUUUGCAGCAACAUGGUGCAGUGAAGAUUUUUUUUAACUUUUUGACUCCUCUUCACUGAACUUCCAGCCCUCCUUAAUCCAACAGCAGUUUUCCGUUGCAGGAGAGAUGGACAGAGAUACUAAAAAAGCAGAUGGAAGCAAUGGGAGGAUUUAACAUUUUAGAGGCUACAUGCAAGAGACCUGUAGCAGCAACUCAUAGGAGAAAAACACAAGAUGCACUUAAAGCUCAUCCUUGUCCAGACGCCACACCAGCUGGUGGUUUUAACAGGCUUCUCCCCCCUUCCUUCCAACACAGAGUGAUGAUAACAUCAUCUAAAUUUACCACCACAGACUGCAGCUUCCAUGGCCUUAUUCAAUAUUUUUGAUUGGAACUGAAUGAACUCUGACCUAGAAAUGAAAAGCUGAAGAUUGUGACUAUUUACUACCCUGUAAUCUCAACAUUUUACAUAUUGCCAAACUGGGUUAUCUGUAGAUUAAUAACUACUUUAAAUGCCACUCACGUAAACAAAAUGUAAGAGAAUGUAAUGUUAUUUUGUUUUGCCCUUUGUACAGACCCUGUGUUCAGGCCAAAAUGUUUCACUAAUGUUCAAAAUUUAAGACAAUCUCUCUCAUAAGGUUAACAUUUUUCUACAACUGUCUUAAACAUCUCAGAGGCAGGGAGAGAGGAUGAACACUUUGAUGCUCGAAAGGCUGAAAGAAACCUUGCAGCAGUCCGCCCCUCUUGUCUGUUUGAGUUGUAUUGAAUAUGUGGAGGUAUGGAUAAAAGAUAUAGAGAUUAAAGGGAAAAAUAAACUACUUGUAUAAUAAUGUCUUUAGCUAUCAUUAUUUUAAGCUUUGUUUGCCAUUUUGAUUAUUUUAGAAUAGUGAAAUCCAAUUAUCAUUUUAAUCAUUUUAUGACAGAUUUGUGGUACAAAUGUUACUGCUGAUAGCACAGUCCAAGCCUGUG